AACCAGAACGCAGCUCCUCGUCCGCGGCAGAACCGGAACGCGGCCCUCCGUCGACAGCAGAACCGGAACGCGGCCCUCCGUCGACAGCAGAACCGGAACGCGGCCCUCCGUCGACAGCAGAACCGGAACGCGGCCCUCCGUCGACAGCAGAACCGGAACGCGGCCCUCCGUCGACAGCAGAACCGGAACGCGGCCCUCCGUCGACAGCAGAACAAGGGAAUGCAGCCGCUGCAGCCUGGUUCUGCUGUGCAGCCUCUGGUCCGCAGCAGGACCAGAAUCGUCGUUGUUCUCAGUGGUGGCGAACUAAGUCGAGCUGUUGCGAAUUACGACUAUGUUCAUUUCAAUACAGUUUUCUGGUGA
Messenger RNA from Perkinsus marinus ATCC 50983, 360 nucleotides. RefSeq lists its product as hypothetical. The record is from RefSeq and is a predicted model, not a curated record. The annotation marks the transcript as partial. The transcript has a single exon. NCBI's taxonomy places the organism in Eukaryota, Perkinsozoa, Perkinsida, Perkinsidae.